Molecule: messenger RNA, 1767 nt
Organism: Menidia menidia (Atlantic silverside)
Lineage: Eukaryota; Metazoa; Chordata; Actinopteri; Atheriniformes; Atherinopsidae
Source: the annotation of a GenBank genome assembly
ACGCCCGCGCGGCAACUCGUGUCGCGCGCCUCAACUGCAUUGUGCAGAGGCAGAAGUUGUAGGUUUUACGUUGUUUUCACUUUGUCUGUGCGUUAACAAUGCGUGGAUUUUUGUUUUAAAGUGUUUAGUUCGAACCUGGCAAGUGGACAACAUUUAUGUGAGCAGAAGAGUUUCUUUUAGCUGAAUUCACGAUAGGAAAACUGAGCGUGGAAGAGUAAUUGUCAGGUGGCUCGUGGGAUUUAAAGUUCAGCUAAUAGUAGCUGCUCAGACUAUUAGCUGGUAGUUAGCUUCGUCAUAUUAACAUUAGUUUGGUCACAAUGGCAGCCAUUUGUCAGCCACGACGUGCCUUGGUGGAAAUACCUGAACCACAGCCCAAAAUUGCAGCUCGAAUGAGGAGGUCCUAUUUAGAAAUUCUUAGUGCUCGUUUGGUCCCUUCUCAGCCUCCAAGGUCGAGAUCCACAAACACGAAACGAGCGCAAUCCUCAGUAGAUUUGUCGAUUGAUGGACUCUGGAGAGGAAGAGUAGAAGAAAGGUGUAAGAUGGAUGAACACCCAAUGCCACUUUCCAAGCAGCAGCUUGUACAACUCAUCAGAUCUCUCAUCUUAGUUGAACAGAGCCACGAACCAAAGAUCAUGGCAUCGGACCUGAAGUAUCUUCAGGAAGACCUGCAGCUAAAGAAGGCAAAUGUUUACAGGUCCAUACCAUACUCGCGGUUCGGCUCCAACAGGGAUGCUCAUUGCUACAGAAAGGCGUAUCCUCAUCUGGUGGCCUUUAAAGUUUCCUGCCAGGAGUGGGGCCAAGUUCUUCUGAGGAACAAAAUGUGGGAUGUUGUAUUGGAGCACUCCCUAAUGGCGUGGCGUUACACUAGCGAGUUACCACAGUGGGACACCGCAGACCAUAACGCUCUCCGAGAACAAUGUUUCAACAUUCUGGCAGCUCACAGCCUGGCCGCGCUGCAGCACUGCCGCCCCGAGCCCAGCAGAGGACGCGAGCUGCUCAGGAGGCUGAAGGUGGCUCAGCUGCAUAGCCAGUCCAUAGUCCCCAGCAUUGAAGAGCUGCAGAGGAUUGUGGGAUGCGCUGAAGACUUGGAUACAAAAUGAUGAGAUGCCUUAUGAUGAAAUACGUGGAUCCCAUGUUAUUGUGGGCCAAAAAGUUGUAUAUGGUGGUGAUUGUUGAGGAAAACCAUUACAGUAUUCAUCCAAAAAACGCGAUAGCUGGUGCAAAAGGAACUGGAAGUACGCUAGAAGAGUGUCUGUAGAAUUUAGCUUAUGGACAAGGAGAGAAAGAACAAGUGCCUCUAUAAUGCAAACUUGAGAAAGUAGCCAACCGAAAACCAUUUUUAAGUGGCCGAAAAUUCAGUGACACCUCUGGAUAAAUGGAAUUUUAGCUUGGACAACAUGUUGCAUUAAGAUGACUCAUCACUUUGUCUUAGUAACAUCUGGAUUUCUUUGCAGCCUGUUUGAAAACACACUUCCUUUGCUGAUGAGCAGAAGUGAUUGGUUGGCAGGAAAAAUCUUGUAUAUCUUUUUAUAGAGGUUUGUAGCAUUUAGCUUGCAUUGAAAACUGAAAAAAAGAAAUCAAAUGGCUUUUCCUGUUGCUUUCUAUGUGGAUGUGUGUUACUGUUUACCAUACUUGAAACAGUGGCCUUUGUAAUGUGAGUUGUUGGUAGAGAAUCAUUGUCAUUUAUUGCACUGUCGCCAUUUCUCCUGAAAACUUGAACUUUUUUAUAAGAUGAAUUCUAAUUUAAAUAAAGUUGACUUAAAGUGA